Messenger RNA from Puccinia graminis f. sp. tritici CRL 75-36-700-3, 1125 nucleotides. RefSeq lists its product as uncharacterized. The coding region runs from base 106 to 1125 and encodes 339 amino acids. NCBI's taxonomy places the organism in Eukaryota, Fungi, Basidiomycota, Pucciniomycetes, Pucciniales, Pucciniaceae. The record is from RefSeq and is a predicted model, not a curated record. The transcript is spliced from 7 exons.
CGAAGUUUCUUUUUCGUGAUCUUUUUCUUUCAUAUCGCAUCCAAUUCAGUCACCACUUUCCAAACAGGCAAGUCGAAGACGACUGGGAGGCUUCAGUUGCGCUCCAUGGCGGCCAAGGCACACACGCCCAUCGGAGAAAAUCGAAAACUCACGAAGAGGACUUUUGGAGGCAAGUUUGAUGGCCCCCCAAUUUCGAAAGACUCUGGUCCUCCAUCUCCCAAAGGCCCUGGUCCCCCGGGGCCGGGCUCAGGUGGUGGAGACCUCAGCCUCUCAGGCGCUGGCCUCGGAGGCAAAAACGAUACUGGCCUUGGAUCCAAUAAGACCCCUGCCCUCGGACUCGGAGGCGAUAAGGACGCUAACCUCCCAGGUGGUAAAGAUAAGGGCCUCGUACCAGAUGACAAAGACAAAGGCCUCCCAGGACCAUUGUCUACCCCGCCUUUCAGUCCAGAUUCUGGCUCCCCAUCUAAGCCUGGCCCCUCAGCCAAGUCUGCCCUCCCACCCAAGUCUGGAUCUGGAUUCGGUUCUGAAAGUUCAACUUCAAGCUUGAGUGAAAAAAUCGAAUCAAAGACAAUCCGUGUUGAGGGUGGAAAAGGCAAAGACUGUGAUAAAAAGAAGCAGCAUAGGCCCUCAGAGAAGAGCAAAGACGACUCGGAAAUAAACGUUUCUGGACCAACUGUGAUCAAAAUAGAAGUGAGCAACAACGGUUGUAGCACUUGCUGUAAGACCUGUUCACAAGAAGACAAAAAGGCCGAUGCAACUGAUGCACCACCGAAGAAAAAAACUCCCGAGAAACCGCCCCCAGAUAUUUCAUCCGGGAAAGGUGGAGACACACCGCCUCCAGAGAUUACAUCUGGGAAAGGAGGAGACAAACCUCCGAGUCCGAGCCCCAGUCCCCCGCCAGACAAGUCAAAGACGCCUUCCCCACCACCUUCAACACCGCCCCCAUCGAUCACAAGUCCUUCGUCCGACCAGCCCAACCCCACAAUCAAAACACCCCCUCCUUCCCCUUCACCCAAGCCAUCGCCUCCCCCCUCACCGCCGCCAUCACCUGCGCCCAAACCAGCGCCUAGUCCUCCGCCCCCAGGGGAUAAACCCGGAAGUGGACACAGACAUAUCGUAAGUUAG